Ictidomys tridecemlineatus (thirteen-lined ground squirrel) is the source of this 1881-nucleotide messenger RNA. Lineage: Eukaryota; Metazoa; Chordata; Mammalia; Rodentia; Sciuridae. The record is from RefSeq and is a predicted model, not a curated record.
CCACGUAUCUGGGACAAACUGGGCGAUGGACCCGGCUGCCAGCCCCACUCUGGCCCCACGCACCGCCCGGUCUUCGAAUCAUCCUAAAUUAUAUCUCUUAAAAGAUCUAUCUAUCUUUUCUCUACUUUUUUGGCAUAAGACUUCUUAAGCAUUUUUAUUAUGAAUUUUUACCCACAGAAAAGUGGCUAAUACGUAAUGCUCAUUUUGAAGAAUUAGCGAACUUAAAAGUCACCACCACCCCAGUUUGACACUUAUUAUCAGCACCCCACCUUCCCAUUUACAACUUUCCUCCAAGGGUCUUGAAUGAUGGUAGUAAUAUCUUGCUUGCCCCUGUUGUUUUGCAUGCUAAGUAUACAUCCCUAUACAAUAUAGUCUUUUUAAAAAACUCUUUUAAAUAACUAUUUAUUACGUGGUGCUGAGGAUCGAACCCAGUGCCUAAUGUGCUAGGCAAGCGCUCUAGCACUAAACCACAACCCCCGCCCUACAAUAUAGUCUUGCUGUAAGUGAGACAUACAGUAUCUUUCUAUUGUGACUGCCUUUCUUUUGUAGACGUGAUUUUUAAGUGUAAUUUUACUGCAACAGUGAAGUGUUUGUCUUCUUUGCAGUGUGAUGUUCCACUGAGUGUCUAUACCACCAUUAUUUUUCUUCCUGCUGCUCAUGGGCACUGGAUUGUUUUCCAUUUUCAGCUAUUCUGAAUAAUCCUGCAGCAAAUAGUCUUAUUCAUUACCUGACACAGGAUAUAAACUAAGAAAUGGGAUCGUUGGCCCAAUGGGCAGAUCAGUCUUCUACUUUACUGGAUAAAUGGCUUUCCAAAGUGGUUAUACCAGUUUAUCCUUUCACUAGCCUUGGAGAAUUCUUCAUGUUUGCACUCUUCACCAAGCUGAUGGGCAUCUAAUGAAGUCAUCUUAAUGAAGCACCUGACCCCUCUCUGCAAGCUCUUGAGUCCCGCCAAGAUGAUAUUUUAAAACGUUUGUAUGAGUUGAAAGCUGCAGUCGAUGGUCUCUCCAAGAUGAUUCACACACCAGAUGCAGACAUGGAUGUGACAAACAUCAUGCAAGCUGAUGAGCCCACUACUUUAACAACCAAUGCAUUAGAUUUGAAUUCAGUGCUUGGAAAGGACUAUGGAGCACUGAAAGACAUCGUGAUCAACGCAAACCCUGCCUCCCCUCCUCUCUGCCUGCUCGUGCUGCAUAGGCUGCUCUGUGAGAGCUACAGGGUGCUAUCCACUGUGCACACACAUUCAUCAGUGAAAAGUGUGCCCGAGAACCUUCUCAAGUGCUUUGGGGAACAGACUAGGAAACAGCCCCGUCAUGAGUAUCAGCUGGGCUUCACUCUAAUUUGGAAGAAUGUGCCCAAGACUCAAAUGAAGUUCAGUGUCCAGACAAUGUGCCCCAUUGAAGGAGAAGGGAACAUUGCACGUUUCUUGUUCUCUCUGUUUGGCCAGAAGCAUAAUGCUAUCAACUCAACCCUCAUAGAUAGCUGGGUAGAUAUUGCUAUUUUUCAGCUAAAAGAGGGGAGCAGUAAAGAAAAAGCAGCUGUUUUCCGCUCCAUGAACUCUGCUCUGGGGAAGAGCCCGUGGCUGGUUGGGAACGAGCUCACCGUGGCAGAUGUUGUGCUGUGGUCUGUGCUCCAACAGACCGGAGGCUGCAGUGCGACGGCACCAGCCAACGUGCAGCGGUGGCUGAGAUCAUGUGAAAACCUGGCCCCCUUCAGUGCUGCGCUCAAGCUCCUUAAGUGAAUUUCAACAACUGGUUUUAAAGGGUUUUCAUUUUAAGAAUGGUGCUGCUUCAUGCCUAUUGUCAAUAAGGGGACUUGUACUAGAAUCAAAGUCUUUAUAUUAAGACAAUUUUCAAAUAUCAAUAAAAGCAUCACAUAACUUAA